GAAAAAGCGAAGGUCGUAAAAAAACUGCAACAUGGCAGCCACCGCUACGACAGGUCGAGGUAUGGCUGUUGUUAGGAGUAUAACCAGGCUGCUACACUCAAGGUUACCGGUUCUGGUUGGUGGCCCUCAGCAGCUCUCAUGCUUCCACACCAGCACAUCAUUGGAGGCAAAGAACUGGGAGAGGAAGAACCUACAGGUGUUUCCUCCGCAGCUUCCAGACGAGCCCCGCAGACCAGCUGAAGUUUUCCACUCCAGGAGACAGAUUAAAUACAGCAAAGACAAGAUGUGGUACCUCGCAAAAAUGAUCCAGGGGAUGAGCAUCGACCAGGCCGUCGCUCAGCUGGAGUUCAACGACAAGAAAGGAGCUAAGAUCAUGAAAGAGGUUCUUCUGGAAGCUCAGGAGAAGGCGGUGAAGAAUCACAACGUAGAGUAUAAAUCUAACCUGUAUGUAGCCGAGUCCUACUCCGGCAAAGGGAAGUACCUGAAGCGGAUCCGUUACCAUGGCAGAGGGAUGUUUGGCAUCAUGGAGAAAGUUUACUGUAACUACUUUGUUAAACUGGUGGAGGGAUCGCCUCCUAAGACGGAGGAGAAGACGAGCUUCGACCAGGCUAAAGAGUACGUGGAGAGGCUGAAGAACCGAACCAUCAUCCACAGUCUAUAGAUCAGACAUCCAGCAACUUAUCAUAACUAUUGUUUCUCUCUGUGUGAAUGUUUCAUUUGAUAUUUGUAAAUAAAUUAACGAGUGAUUUAAUUCUAA
Scomber scombrus (Atlantic mackerel) is the source of this 757-nucleotide messenger RNA. RefSeq names its product mitochondrial ribosomal protein L22 (gene mrpl22). Gene Ontology annotation, molecular function: structural constituent of ribosome. The record is from RefSeq and is a predicted model, not a curated record. The transcript is spliced from 7 exons. Bases 32 to 661 code for a protein of 209 amino acids. Lineage: Eukaryota; Metazoa; Chordata; Actinopteri; Scombriformes; Scombridae. Gene Ontology annotation, cellular component: ribosome; mitochondrial large ribosomal subunit. Gene Ontology annotation, biological process: translation; ribosome assembly.